GCAUGAAAUAUCCAUUCAAUCCGUUUCCAACACUCGCUGAAGUUGAAUUCAUUUACUGCCCUGUACUUGGGGCUAUCGGAGUGCCCGUUAAUUUAUUGGCAAUCGCAAUCCUAUCUCGGAGAACCUGUGGACUCUCCAAAUGUGUCAAUCAUUACCUGGUGGCCAUGGCUGCAGUGGACCUUCUGGUCGUCAUCACUGAAGUAAUCUUGAGAUGGUUUAUCAUUUACUUUCCGGUUUCUUUCCUGGAUAUUACUCCCGUAUGUACUUUGGUAAGAGUGCUGAUGAUUGGUGCCACAGUCUGUUCAGUGUGGCUCACGGUUGCUUUCACCUUUGAUCGAUUUGUGGCUAUUUGUUGUGAGAGGCUAAGAACAAAAUACUGCACUGAGAAAAUAGCACUCGUGGUUAUUGGAACAGUGAGUGUGCUGGGCUAUUUGGAAAGCAUUCCCUGGUUCUUCAAAUACAGAGCUAAAUACACCUUCAAUAACCUGGAGUGGUUUUGCAUUACAAAACCAGAAUAUUACACUUCAAUCAUCUGGGCUGCAUAUGUACUCCUCCAUCGCUUCCUAACUCCUUUAGUUCCAUUCCAUUUGAUUGUUCUCUUUAAUAUUCUGACAGUCAGACACAUCUUCAUUACAAGUAAAGCCCGCAGGAGACUCUGGGUGGAAACUGGUAGGGAAGGCCCAACUGACCCCGAGAUGGAAAGGCGCAGAAAGUCCAUCAUUUUAGUCUUCACUAUCUCGGGCAGUUUUAUCAUGUUAUGGUUAAUCAAUGUUAUAUGUUUCAUCCAUCAGCAAAUUGCAUUGGUGUACGAUUUAUCUCCACCUUCGCCCACUAUUGGUACCAUUGGACACCUGCUCCAGCUCCUCAGUACCUGCACAAAUACUUGCAUCUACACAAUGACCCAGAGUCAGUUCCGAGAACAGUUAAAAGCAGUUGUCAAAUAUCCUUUCAGUUUGAUACCGAGUACAACGAAACUACGAACAUGCUUUUUAUCAUCAGUCUGUCCUUAUCCGAGCUUAUUUUAACCCUAAGGGAAAAGUUGUUGCAAGUUGGGAAAAGACAAUGGUGUUAGGCAGCGACUGAAAGGAAGAUCCAGAGGCAGUCAGCAUCAGGUAGAGAAACAAGUGAGCUGAGAACCUGAAGAAAAUCAGUAUCAGUUAGGAGAGUGUGCAAAGGCAAGAUCUGGACACAGGCUACAUUUGUUAGAGCAGUGAGUGGAAGUAGUACUCAGAAGCAAUCACCAUGAGUUACAGGAGCGAGCAAAAAGAGGACCCAUAGAGUCAUGGAGAUCCACAGCACAGGGAAAGCCUGUUCAGUCCAUUGUAGCUGGGCCUGUCAGGAACAACCAAAUAUUCUAAUCCCAUUUUGCAACACUUGUCCAUUGCCUUCUGACUCCUGGCAUUGCAAGUUCACAUCUAAAUACUUCUCAAAUGUUGGGAAGCUUUCUGCCUCUACCACACUUACAGAUCAUCAGCCAAUGUCAGCUCAAGUAGCAUGUGAAUGGAAAACCAGACACAGUCAGCAUCAUUUAGAAGAACCAUCCUUUCCAUUCCUGUCCAUUGUCACCAGGAGCAGAGCAGGCGUGUUCAGAGAGAAAUCAAUGACUGACACAAUACGAAAGUGAAGCAAUAA
Molecule: messenger RNA, 1632 nt
Organism: Stegostoma tigrinum
Lineage: Eukaryota; Metazoa; Chordata; Chondrichthyes; Orectolobiformes; Stegostomatidae
Product: probable G-protein coupled receptor 139
Exons: 2
Coding region: 3-1025 (340 amino acids)
Biological process (GO): G protein-coupled receptor signaling pathway
Cellular component (GO): membrane
Molecular function (GO): G protein-coupled receptor activity
Source: RefSeq, a predicted model, not a curated record